Messenger RNA from Psylliodes chrysocephalus, 2691 nucleotides. Lineage: Eukaryota; Metazoa; Arthropoda; Insecta; Coleoptera; Chrysomelidae. The record is from the annotation of a GenBank genome assembly.
UUCCGACAAAAGUCAUCAAAAGCAAACCUUAUUUAUCAGUUUCCGUUCAUGACUUCAUGGUUUUAUAUUUUUUUUUUACAUAUAGAUGUAGACGAGCGGUCUCAGUGUUGCGAAAAUGUCGAUUCAUACAGUUUCCUAUUUUGCAAUUUGUUUUCUUGUUUUUGUCAGUGGACAAUCUGUAAAUCAUUGUGCGUCUAGAGAAACCUGCGAGGAAUGUAUACAAGAAAUUGAUUGUUCUUGGUGUAUCCAACCGGAGUUUGAAUCGAAUGAUACAUCCCGUAGCCCCGUUAACUGUCAUAUGAGUAGCGACAGCUCGAAAUGGUGCAAGGAUAAAAACUCGCUGGUUUCUCCACAAAUGAAAUUCGAAGUAUUACAUGAUAAACAUUUCUCGAAUGAUGCAGAAAAUCCCACUCAAGUCAGACCUCAACGCGUCAAACUGUCACUAAGAAAGGGACAAAAAUAUAAUCUCAAGUUCAAAUUUAAAACCGCCGCAAACUAUCCUGUCGAUUUGUACUACAUUAUGGAUCUUUCUAAAUCUAUGGAAGCCUACAAGGAUAAAUUGGCCGCGCUGGGUAUACAAUUGGCUGAAACUAUGAGAAAUAUAACUACAAAUUUUAGAUUGGGGUUCGGCAGUUUUAUUGACAAAACAGACUUACCUUUUGUCAGUACUGUACCUUCCAAGUUAAAAGUACCUUGCGUAAAAGACAAUAAAGAGAACUGCGCCAGUCCUUACAGUUUCAAGAAUCACAUGAGCCUGACUAUUAAUUAUAAAGAGUUCGUGGAGGAGGUAAACUCCGCGAAAGUAUCAGGAAAUCUAGAUGUUCCAGAAGGUGGUCUGGAUGCAGUAAUGCAGGCUAUCGUUUGCAAAGAAAAAAUCGGUUGGCGAGACCAGGCAAGACAUUUAUUGGUAUUCUCCACAGAUGCAGAAUUUCACAUAGCAGGAGACGGCAAACUAGCGGGCGUAAUUGAACCAAAUCCUGCAACUUGUUACAAUAAUGACUCGGAAUAUUUGAUUUACGAUUAUCCUUCCGUCUCUCAAAUAAAUUAUGUAGCCAGAGAAAACAAUGUUAAUAUAAUUUUCGCAAUUGUGAAAAAAACCGGAUACGGAACAUCGGCUGCUUAUAAGUCUUUAUCGGAAAACAUAAAAAAUUCAAAUUUUGGAGAAUUGGACGAAAAAGGCGGUAACAACGUAAUCAGUUUGGUUGUAGAUAACUAUAAUAAAAUAGUUCAAUCCGUCAGAUUUACUCAUGACGCACCGGCCGAAGUAGACAUUAAAUUCUCCUCAAACUGCAAGAGUUCUAUUUCCGAUCGAUGCAGCAACGUCCACGUAGGAACAGUACUUGACUUCGAAGCUUCGAUUCAACUUCGAGAAUGUCCACAAGAUGGCAACAAAACCAGAUUGAUCUCAAUUCGACCGGAGGGUAUUAGCGAGAACCUUACGAUAGAGCUUGAACUCCAGUGCGACUGCCCUUGCUCUUCCAAGAGCGAUUCCACGUUCGUAUCGAAUGCUGCGCAAUGCAAUGGGGCAGGGGAUUUAAAGUGUGGUGUGUGCGAUUGCUCAGAAGGCAGGUUCGGUAGGAUGUGUCAAUGUGACAGCUCGCAAAGUUCUUCCGAGAACGUGACUAAUUGCAUAAUGGAGGACAGUACUGAUAUAUGCUCUGGUACUGGUACAUGCAAGUGUGGCAAGUGUGAAUGCAACACAAAUCCAAACAAUCCAAGUGAAAGGAUUAAUGGACAAUUUUGUGAAUGUGAUAAUUAUUCUUGCAAAAGGGAAAACGGACUACUGUGCUCAGGAAAAGGCAAUUGCAACUGCAAAAAAUGUGAAUGUCAAGCUGGAUUUAGUGGAGAUGCCUGCGAGUGCGAUGAGAAUCAAGCUAACUGCAUUGCCCCUGGAAGUGACCAAAUUUGUUCCAAUCAUGGAAAAUGCCAGUGUGGACAUUGUGAAUGUGAGAUUACAGACAAUAACAGAUAUUCCGGAAAAUAUUGUGGCGAUUGUACUUCCUGUCCAGCUCAGAGAUGCGAGGAGCUGCGUCACUGUGUCCAAUGUCAAGUGUACCAAAGUGGAAUUUACGAAAAAACUUGCAAACAAGAGUGUACGGCUUUCGAAACGAUAGUUUUACAUUCGUUGGAAAGCGACGAUAUAGACGAAAUUAAAAAAUGUCGAAUACCAGAUAACGACACUUGCAUUAUUAAUUUCGAGUACUAUUACGAAGGUGACGAUACAUUGAUUGUAAGGGCUUUGGACCGAAAAAUAUGCCCGGAACCUCCGAAUGUCCUAGCAUGGACUUUGGGAGUUAUAGCAACAAUCCUGAUAGCCGGACUGAUUCUAUUGUUAAUCUGGAAAGUUUUCACCACAAUUCACGAUCGAAAGGAAUACGCUAAAUUUGAAAAAGAAAGGCAGAAACAGAAAUGGGGCACAAACGACAACCCUUUGUAUAAAGGCGCUACAUCGACAUUUCCCAAUCCCGCUUAUCAACGGGCUAGCGUUAGAUUUUCGAUGAAUAGAGAAUGAAAAAAAUCGUAAAACAUAUUCGAAUAUUUUUCUCAUUUAAACAAACUAAAAAUCUUCGAUAAUUUUGAGUAUAUGAUUUUUAUAAUUUCAUGGCAAAAGCCACUUGUGUGUUCCCUCUUAAACAAUAAUAGACUGAAUAUCAAUUUUUAUUAUUACUGAAUCAUCUAGUUUUUUUAAAU